CACAAAAAAAAAAAAACCCAAGCUGUUGAAAUUUAAGCAGGGGAGGGAGCGGCAACGAGGCAGUGCCGGGGUCGCUGCUCUCCGCCGCAGCAGCCAGCGGGGCUGCCGGCGCCAGGCAGGGCGCCAGGCCGAGCCCGGGGACCCCGCCGGAGCGGGGCCGCCCCACUUUCCUCCCGGCGGCGGCAGGAGGCGCCGGCCCGGCCCGGCCCGGCCCGGUCCUCCGUGCACUUGGCUGACCAAGGCUGGCUUAGAAGGCUCUUCCCUCUUCCAAGAAAAUGGGGACUGACAGUGAAAACCCAGUCCUGAGGAACAUACUCAUCAGUUUCAACUUGCUUCUGCUGGGAGCUGUCCUCAAGCCUUUUGAGUGCCGGCUGGAGGUGACAACAGAGCUGGCCGAGAGGCCAGCAGUGGAUGAGGAGGGUGGCCUUGCCAACUGCAGCCCACCCAUCAAAGAGCAGCCCAUGGUCUUCCACCACAUCUACAACAUCAACAUCCCUGUGGACAGCUGCUGCUCAUCCAUGUUCAAGUCUUCAGCCGAGGAGGUGAGUUCAGAAGACGACCGGCUGGCAGAGUACACGGAGCAGACCUCCGACAGCGAGAGCCAGGUCACCUUCACCCACAGGAUAAACUUGCCCAAGCAGGCCUGCAAGUGCUCCACCUCCCUUCCGUCCCUGCAGGAGCUGCUGAGCAGGAUUGAGAUGCUGGAGAGGGAGGUCUCCAUGCUCCGGGACCAAUGCAACUCCAAUUGCUGCCAAGAAAAUGCAGCCACAGGGCAGCUGGACUACACCCCACAGUGCAGCGGCCAUGGGAACUUCAGCUUGGAGUCGUGCAGCUGCGUGUGCAUGGAGGGCUGGGCGGGCAGCAACUGCUCUGAGCCCCGCUGCCCUCGGGGCUGCUCCAGCCGUGGCGUCUGCCUGGAGGGCCAGUGCAUCUGCGACAACGACUACGGGGGCGAGGACUGCUCCCAGCUCCGCUGCCCCGCCGGCUGCGGCUCCCGCGGGCUCUGCGUGGAUGGCGAGUGCGUCUGUGAGGAGGGUUUCACCGGGGAGGAUUGCUCCCAGCUGCGGUGCCCCCGCGACUGCUCGGGGAAGGGCCACUGCGCUAACGGCACGUGCAUCUGCCGGGAGGGCUACGUCGGGGAGGACUGCGGGUGGCUGCACUGCCCCAACACCUGCAGCGGCCGUGGGGUCUGCCAGGACGGUCUCUGCAUCUGCGAGGAAGGCUACGAAGGGCAGGACUGCUCGGCAGUGGCUCCUCCUGAAAACCUGCGAGUGACAGGGAUCAGCGACAGCUCCAUCGAGCUGACGUGGGACAGCCCCGGGGUAGCCACCGAGUACGUCGUCUCAUACCAGCCAGUGGGGCCAGGGGGCACCCAGCUCCAGCAGCGGGUGCCUGGGGACUGGAGCAGCAUCACCAUCACAGAGCUGGAGCCCGGCGUUGCCUACAAUGUCAGCGUCUACGCAGUCAUCAGCGAUGUCUUGAGCAUCCCUGUUACCUCCAAAGUGAUGACCAACCUCGCCACACCACAGGGGCUGAAGUUCAAGACCAUCACAGAGACAACGGUGGAGGUGCAGUGGGAGCCCUUCUCCUUCCCCUUCGACGGCUGGGAGAUCAGCUUCAUCCCCAAGAAUAACGAGGGCGGUGUGAUCGCCCAGCUCCCCAGCACCGUCACCACCUUCAACCAGACGGGGCUGAAGCCAGGGGAAGAGUACACCGUCACUGUGGUGGCCCUGAAGGAACAAGCCAGGAGCCCUCCCACCUCCGACAGCAUCUCAACCCUCAUCGAUGGCCCAACACAGAUCCUGGUGCGGGACGUCUCCGACACAGUAGCCUUCGUGGAGUGGACACCGCCGCGCGCCAAGGUGGACGCCAUCCUGCUGAAGUACGGGCUGGCGGACGGGGAGGGCGGGAGGACCACCUUCCGCCUGCAGCCCCCCCUCAGCCAGUACUCCCUGCAGGCCCUGCGCCCCGGCGCCCGCUACCACCUCGCUGUCAGCGCCCUCCGGGGUGCCAACGAGAGCCGGCCAGCCCUCGCCCAGUUCACCACAGAGAUCGAUGCCCCCAAGAACCUGCGGGUGGGCUCACGGACGCCUGCCAGCCUUGAGCUCGCCUGGGACAACAGCGAGGCCGAGGCACACAGCUACAGGGUGGUCUACAGCACCCUGGCCGGGGAGCACUACCACGAAGUCCUGGUGCCACGUGACACCGGUCCCACCACCCGGGCCACCCUCGCAGAUCUGGUGCCAGGAACAGAGUACGGCAUCGGGAUUUCAGCCGUGAUGGACAGCCAGCAGAGCGUGCCGGCGACCAUGAAUGCCAGAACCGAGCUUGACAGCCCCCGGGACCUCCUGGUGACAGCGUCCACAGAGACAUCUAUCUCGCUGGCCUGGACCAAAGCCACGGGUCCCAUUGAUCACUACCGUGUCACCUUCACUCCUGCCUCUGGGAUGGCCUCUGAAGUGACAGUGCCCUGGGACAAGUCACAGAUCACCCUCUCGGAGCUGGAGCCCGGGACGGAGUACACCAUCUCCAUCAUUGCCGAGAGGGGACGCCAGCAGAGCCUGGAGGCCACUGUGGAUGCCUUCACAGGGGUCCGGCCCAUCACGCAGCUCCACUUCUCCCAGCUGACAUCCUCCAGUGUGAAUGUCACGUGGAGUGACCCAUCCCCACCAGCAGACCGCCUCAUCCUCACCUACAGCCCCCGGGACAAGGAGGAGGCACAGCAGGUCACACUCGAUGGCACCCGCAGGCAUGCCAGCCUGACGGGCUUGCAGCCAUCCACCGAGUACCUGGUGUCACUGGUGGCCAUGCAUGGUGCCAUCAGCUCCGAGCCUGUCAUGGGCUCCAUCACGACAGGGAUUGAUGCACCAAAGGACCUCAGGGUGGGCAACGUCACCCAGGAGUCCAUGAUGAUCUACUGGAGCCCUCCCAUUGCUGCCUUCGACCACUAUAGAAUGUCCUAUCGUGCUGCCGAAGGAAGGACAGACAGCACUGCCAUCACCAGCGAUGCCACCGAGUAUGCCCUCCGCUACCUGCAGCCUGCCACCAAGUACGAGAUUGGGGUGAAGAGUGUGCGGGGCCGGGAGGAGAGUGAGGUGGCCUCCAUCACCGUGCACACAGCCAUGGAUGCCCCCUUGGGGGUCACAGCCACCAAUGUCACCCCCACCGAGGCACUGCUGCAGUGGAACCCACCACUGUCGGAGGUGGAGAGCUACGUCCUCAUCCUCACCCGCCACGCAGUUGCAGGAGAAACAAUUCUCGUGGAUGGAGUCAAUCAGGAGUACCAGCUGACCAACCUCCUGCCCAGUACCACCUACACAGUCUCUAUGUAUGCCACCAAUGGGCCUCUCACCAGCCAGACCAUCAGCACCAACUUCACAACUCUUUUGGAUCCUCCAACAAAUCUGACUGCCAGUGAAGUCACUCGACGGAGCGCCCUGCUUUCCUGGGUGCCUCCUGUGGGAGCGAUCGAGAACUACGUCAUGACCUACAGAUCCACUGAUGGCAGCCGGAAGGAGCUGAUUGUGGAUGCUGACGACACAUGGAUCCGCCUGGAGGGACUUUCUGAGACCACAGAGUACACUGUGCGCCUACAAGCUGCCCAAAACGCCAUGCGGAGCGGCCUCGUCUCCACUACCUUCACUACAGGUGGACGUGUCUUUGCUAACCCUCAGGACUGUGCCCAGCACCUGAUGAAUGGAGACACGCUGAGUGGCGUCUACACCAUCUCCAUCAACGGGGACCUCAGCCAGCGGGUUCAGGUCUACUGUGACAUGACCACCGAUGGAGGCGGCUGGAUUGUCUUCCAGAGGCGGCAGAACGGGCUGACUGAUUUCUUCCGGAAAUGGGCAGAUUACCGGGUUGGGUUCGGAAACUUGGAGGAUGAGUUUUGGCUGGGCUUGGACAACAUCCACAAGAUCACGUCCCAAGGGCGCUACGAGUUGCGAAUAGACAUGAGGGAUGGCCAGGAAGCGGCGUAUGCCUACUACGACAAGUUCUCCAUCGGCGACUCCCGGAGCCUGUACAAGCUGCGAGUUGGGGACUACAAUGGCACUUCAGGGGACUCCCUCACCUAUCACCAGGGCCGCCCCUUCUCCACCAAGGACAGGGACAACGAUGUCGCUGUGACCAAUUGCGCCAUGUCCUACAAAGGGGCCUGGUGGUAUAAGAACUGCCACCGCACCAACCUCAAUGGCAAGUACGGAGAGUCCCGGCACAGUCAGGGGAUUAACUGGUACCAUUGGAAAGGCCACGAGUUCUCCAUCCCCUUCGUGGAAAUGAAGAUGCGACCUUACAACCACCGUAACAUCUCUGGGAGGAAGCGACGGUCCCUACAGCUCUGAGCCAGCUGAACCCCCUCCUGCCUCCCACCACGUGACCUUUUCUGUCAUUUGUUUGUAUUUUAUAAUAUGAAAAGGGAAAAAAAAAAAAUUACUACUCGUCUGAGAUAGCAACCCGCCCCUCACAAGUGCUAGAGGCAACCAUGGCACAAGCAAAGGCCGUGGGAAAGGAAAGACCUCAUUGCUUUGCAUCUGUCCCAGAGAAAUACCAAAUUUCCAAUCUCCCUACCCCAAUACUCUGGCCCUUAACAUGAGAAGAAAGAGAGGGAGACAGACAGAUUUUUUGAUAUUUUUUUAAAAUAUGUAGAAAUCCCCAGCAAACCCUGUUAGAAAUGUUUGCCAUGGGGCUUGUGGCAGAACCCUUCCCCACAGGGACCUUGGUGUGGCCACCUGCACCCCAGUCAUGGCCAGGGACACCUGUCCUCUCCCUGUCUCCCUGUCCCCUGCCGGCAGGGAGGUCCCAAGCUUCAUGCCAUCUUGUAGACACCAACUCUUCCAGCAGACAGAGGCCCAUCUUUCCUUCUGGCCUGGUCAUCCCUCCCCUACACAGAGGCACUGUAUGCAUGGAGACAAAGCGAGGAUGAGCAAACACAAGGCUCAUCCCAUCCCCAGUUUUCACAGAUCACACCAGGAGGGCUUGGCAAAUAUCUGCAUAUGUAGGCAAAACCUAGAGAGCCCACAGCUCACGUGUUGGCCCCAGCACAGCCAAAGUCAUCCUCGUGUCCACGGGGUGUAGGGGAACAAGAGCUGCUCCACCAGCCCCAACCUGCAUCAGCCACUCCUCCAAGCUGAACUCAUCCCCCUCCAAGUGCAUGACAUCUGCUUCGGUUAUGCUGAGCUUGAUGGAGAAGAAAGGAGUCAAAUUAGAUGACCUGGGAGCAAAAUCACUACUUGCGGUCUUGAAGUCUAGGAGCAGCAACCAAAAGACCUAUCACGCAACCACAGCCCAGCCUGAAGCCGGCAGGUGGCACAGCCCAGGUGCUCUUGUUCAGGGACCUCCAUGCACCUGGGGAAGGAUGAUGACACAGCCAAGGGAAGAAAAGCGCAAGCUGAGAAAUGACCAUUCCCUUCCUUCUCCUACACUAUCCCUCUUUACCACCAUUGCAAGAGGGACACAAAUCUCAGUGCCUUGGUAUGACCAUCUCUCUAAUGGGAAAUCAACUGUUUCCCCUCCUGGAAGGGAGGCUUAGUCCAUUCAGAUUUUGGAGCACUUCAAGACCGUUGGAAGAAUAGAGGAGCUCGCUCUUCCCAUCCUUAACUUCUCCUAUCUUAAGGAAUAUGGACCCUUCAGAUAACAGUGGCUGCGCUCUGUUGUCAUUGACACCACCUCCACGUAGCCCAAACAACCACCAUGCUGGAGUCAUUCCUCUGCCGAGGGCUCUGAUCAAUGCUGGGCAUUGUCACUGACCUGGUGCCGGAGAAGGCACUCAUCUCCGUGCUCAAGGACAAUGCAGCUCAUCACUGGGUUUGCAGCCAAGAGAGCAUUACAAAUGCUAAACGCUGCUUUUUGAUUUGAUCACACUGAAGCUGCUUUGUCUCAAGAAACAACUUCCAGAUGGCAAUAUAAAGGCAUCUUUGCAGUAGCUUAUAAUUCAGGCCAGUGUCUCUUUCAUGGUCAUGCUCCUGGAUUUUCUGACGUUACUCACCACGACUGCAGAGCUGAAAAAGGGCGUUAAGUGGGAAAUGCAGCGUCCUUGUCCAUGCCAUGUACUGGCACACAAAAUCACAGCUAACACCAAGGUCAGGAUUAGAUACAGGAUGCAUUCCUUCAAGUGGUCAGCUUACAAGCUGCUAGCUCAGCAACAUCUCGUAUGUAAAUGAGGCAACUUUUCUCACUUCCCAUCAGCAACAAAUCAGGCAACAAGUCAACCAGUUGAGGAACAGAUCAGUCAGAGAGGCUGCAGAUGAUGGGAUCUCUCGCAGGACACGGCCAGUGUCACAGGUGGCAGCAUGUCACGCCUCCCGAGCAACCUGCCCCAUUUUAGGCCCCAAAAGCCCACAAGAAGCAGCAGAUAGAACUGAUUAAAACCUAAGAAGCCUCCUAGUAGACCAGCAUAGUAAUAUUUUUCCCAACAUCACCAAGAGUUUAUAGGCAAGAAGUGUCCUCACAAAAGCACUAUACUGCAGUGGUUAUAACUAGGAGCAGAGAUUGGCAGUGGAUGGCAUUCAUCGCCUACCUCAGGUGGUGCUCUUUGCUUAUCUACCCAGGUGAAAGGAAGAGAUGUCAGUGGAAACAUGAGAGCUCAUCACUUACAAUCAAGUGGAAGGCAAGAAACCUCUUUUUUCAAAAGUACAAGUCAAACAGAAAAUCAAAACAGGCCAAGCUUUUCCAGGAGGUUCAAAAGAAGAUCCUCAAAAAGGCUGAUUAUUCUCUAAAUAGAUUUACUGACGUAUAUCUCUCGCUCCCUGCUCAUGUCUGUUAUCCCUUUUACAAGUCCUGUAACUGGGAUGGGAGGGCCCAGUUGACACAACUCCAUCAUUGAGUCUGAAAGACACCCUUGGAGAUAAUAUCCAACCUUCCGGUGCCAUUAUAUACCAAUGCUGGUCCCUAAUCUCACGCAUGGUACCAGGGUGUUGCCUUUCCAUUACCAUGGUUAAACGCAGUUGCUAAAAAUCUUUUAAAGGAAAGACUGCUACACGUCAUGGGUUUCUCCUGAUGAUAACCUAACCCAAGCCUAGGCACACAAUCAGCAACAACGACCCGAACAUUUGGGCCAUUGUCCCUUGUUCACAUUGUCCAUAUACAAGAUACAAUCUUCCAGAAAUUUAUUUUUCAUCAUUACCUGAUGAAUUUUUUUUUGGAUGAAGCUCCUGCCAGUGGUUUCAAGCAAAUUUGUGCUUAAUGUUGAUGCUACAGAAUUGCCAGGUGAUUAAGUACAGUCUCUCUUCACCCUCCAUCAAUGGUUGGGCAAGCCCUUUUUCUGAAUUCAUUCUCCAACCAGACCAAGUUUGGCCCUGUCCCCCAUCAGCACAGCAUUAAGACUGAAUGAAGUCUUGGCAACAAGCCUGAAAUUCCCAGAAACCAAGCCUGGUUCCUGUGCAGUGCUCAUCUCAAGAGACCUUGGCUCUAGCACGUGAACCAUUGCCGGGGUCUGGUGGGUCCUCUGCCAUCCAGCCCAUAUGACCCAGGCUUGGCCCAGAGCCCAAAAAGGAACCUGAAGAUGUUACCCAAACCACACUACCCACUGCGAGAUGCCAACUCCCAUAACAUCAAGCAGGAAGAAGCACAUUAGGUCCUUCACCCAGCAGAGCACCACGCAUGCCCAGGACCCUCUCAGCCUUUCAAAGCUGCCUCUUAUUUCUAACCCCCAAAUCCUGGAACAAAACACCAAGGGACUUUCUCAUCUCUUGCCCAAUUUUAAUUUCCCUCUGUUUCCAUUCCUGCCAGACCUCCAAGCCCACCUUCCCACUACACACUGCACUAAAACAUAACCAAAGAAAAACAAAGCCCUAAAAGGAAAAGCUGCUUUUAGUAAAGUGAUCCUUAAGACAGCAUUUAUAAACGAAUAAUUUGGGGAAGGAGAGAGGCCAGGCCCUCCCCAAAGGUAGCUGGGUUUUGGGAGACAGAUGCUGGAAGAGUAUCCACACAAAGGCUGCGGAGAAGCUUUUGUUUCUACUCCUUAUCUUUGCAUUACUUUACCAUGAGCAUCUCAAAGCAUAGUACCAGCCUAAACGCACUCUUGCCCCAACCUCUUACCUCCUUCCCAAAGUGAUGCUUACCCCAGGUGAAGCAUCAGGGUGUGGAAAGCACGGCUCACACCACCUUCAUCCCCAGUGGUGCAGCAGGCGAGAGGGCUCAGGCAGUGGUGUCCCCACGCUGGAGUGGCCCUGUGCCUGCGACAGGCUUAGAGUGACCUGCUAAAAUACAGCAGGAGCCAAAAUACCCAGCUGGUGCAUCGCCUCUGUGCCAGCACGUGCCCUUCAUCCAGAGUCAGAGCCACCCUCCUGGUACAUCCCCACCAUCGCACCCUGGGCUCACGACACACCCCCUGCCCUGUGCCUCCCCAGCAAUGCCCACAAGCUUUGACCUUACCAGACACUGCCAGCAAAGAGCUCUUACCCCCAAAAAAACUUUAAUUCAUGCUUACACCCACUAAUGAAGCUCUCUGUCCAGGGCCAAGCAAGAAGCCCAUCCCUGUUUCUGCCAACCUAGCACCCCAGUACGGCCAUCAAACCCAACCAAGCCACUUGGGGACCACUGGUACCCUGCAGGGUCACCUUCCCCCUUCCUUAAACCUGAUGGUGCCCAGAUGGUGGUGGCAGCUGCUUGCUGCAGGAGGUUUGGGGUAAGGGGGAGGGAAAGGCUCUUCCCUGGGGAGAUGCUGAUGCCCAGACCCACCUCGGUACCCAGCCUGCAGGUCUCCAGGUGCCAGUGGUUUCUCAGAAGGAUGGUGACACGAAGACCUAACAAACAAACAAGCAGCCCCCUGUGUACAGGUGUUACCCUGGAAUUGUGUUUAUUACUUUAAAAAAAAUUAAAAACCAUAAAUAAGAAGGAAGAACAGAGGCAACGAAUCCCUUGGACAGGUUCUGAUGAACUCAAACACAAACCAACGCAACCAAACGAGCGGGAAGGUAAAAGCAAAUAAAUGCAUAGAUAAAAUAAAUAAUAUAAAUAAAUAAUAUAUUAAACAACCCUCCCCACCCCAUAAUGAAAACGUAGCUCAGAGAAUGGGAUCGACGCUUGUUAACCAUUGUUAACUAGUAUUUUUAGUCCUGACCGCUCUUAGGCUAUGUAUAGUUCCUUUUUUUAAUGCAUUUUCUAUACAUUAAUAAAAGAUACCGAAGGAG
Molecule: messenger RNA, 9131 nt
Organism: Aquila chrysaetos chrysaetos
Lineage: Eukaryota; Metazoa; Chordata; Aves; Accipitriformes; Accipitridae
Gene: TNR
Product: tenascin R
Exons: 22
Coding region: 276-4343 (1355 amino acids)
Molecular function (GO): protein binding
Source: RefSeq, a predicted model, not a curated record